Molecule: messenger RNA, 439 nt
Organism: Linepithema humile (Argentine ant)
Lineage: Eukaryota; Metazoa; Arthropoda; Insecta; Hymenoptera; Formicidae
Product: chromosome transmission fidelity protein 8 homolog
Biological process (GO): mitotic sister chromatid cohesion
Cellular component (GO): Ctf18 RFC-like complex
Source: RefSeq, a predicted model, not a curated record
AGUGCCUAACCCUAACCUAAUGAAAAUGAUCGUAUCGAUUAAAAGAGAUGGAGUUAUAGAAGACUGGGCCAUUAUAGAUCUCCAAGGAGAUCUAAAAUUCGAAAAAUCUGAAAAUUUAGAUAAUCAAUUAAUCGGUGAUCUUCACUUUACAAAAACUGGAGUACCGAUUUUAAUUAUUGGAAUUCAUGUACUGCAUGGAAAAGAAGUGACACUUGAGAAACCUUUGAUUGUAUUGGAAAAGCAGCAUAGCAAUACAGGAGAUGAAAUAAUGGAAGAAGAAUCUACUGUAAAGACAGAGUAUAUUGUAAAAGCUAUUGUGAAGAAGAAACUAAUGUUUAAAUCAAGACCAAAACCUAUAGUAACUAAUGUUCCAAAACCUUGUUAAAAUAGAUCUAUUGUAUUUAUUCUUAUUACUUAAAUAAAUAAAACUUUUAUUGUA